AUUAAUAAUUAAUUCUUUUAAUUAAUAAUUUAAUAAGUAGUAUAUUAAGGUGAGUGAUUUUUUGAGAAGAACAAACACACAUUCUUUGCUCAAACGGUGCACAAAAACCCUUCACUUGACAUUGCGAUACAAUGGGAGGAGAAGAGAAACGGCACCAGAUGAUGCAAAACCUCUUCGGAGACCAAUCCGAAGAAGAAGAAGAACUUGAAUCCGAACACGAAUCCAAUCCUCAACUCAAUUACCCUUCCGAUGAAGGAGAGGGAGGUGUAAGGCAAGAAGGAGAAGGAGAAGUGGAAGGACAAGGAGAGGUAGAAGUAGAGAGCGAAGAAGGCGAAGAUGUUCGAGAUGGAGAACAUGGAGAGAGUGAAGGAGAAAGGGAACAUGGAGAGGUGGAAGUUGAGGUUGGUGAUCAGAGAGGUGAAGAGAGUGAAGGAAGGGAUACGGAUAGUGAUGCUAAAGAUGAUUAUAGCCAGCGUGUUGUUACUAGCAAGCGUAGGGAUAUUGUUGAAAGUGGAUCUGAGGAAAACCAUUUCAAUGAUGAGGAUGUUGAUGCUGCUAGAAGCCUAAGUGGGUCACCCAGAGAUGACAAAGACCCGGCUCAUGAUUUGCAUUCUGCCCCGGAAAUUCGUGAUGUAUUUGGUGAUUUUGAUGAUGAAGAGGAGGAUAUGGGAAUUAAGCAUUUAUUAAUUGAUUUCCUGUUGUAGAGAUAUCCUGCGGAUGAGGAAGGAAGUUAUGGAAAGAGCCUGCGACCAGAGGAUAUACUUGCUGAUGAAGAUCAUCAAUAUGAAUCAGGGGAGGAAAACAUUGAGAUGAAAACUAAAGAGAAGCUAUAUGGGCCCCCAUUGGAGUUAGAGGUUCCAUUGCGUCCACCACCAGCUCUUCCAGAUAAGAUGAACUUGAUUAAAGUUUCUAAUAUCAUGGGGAUUGAACCAAAACCAUUCGAUCCUAAAACAUAUGAGGAAGAGGACACCUUUGUAACUGAUGAAUCUGGAACGAAGAAACGGAUACGCUUGGAGAACAAUAUUGUUCGUUGGAGGAAAGUUACAAAUCCUGAUGGCACAACAUCUGUUGAAAGCAAUGCUCGCUUUGUAAGGUGGUCUGAUGGCAGCAUUCAGUUAUUAAUUGGGAGUGAAGUUCUUGACAUAUCAGUGCAGGAUGCCCAGCAUGAUCAAGCACAUAUUUUCCUUAGACAUGGAAAGGGAAUCCUGCAAUCACAAGGAAGGCUAUUGCAGAAAAUGAAGUUUAUGCCAUCUUCCUUGUCAUCGAAUUCUCACCGGUUGUUGACUGCUAUUGUUGACUCAAGGCAUAGGAAGUCUUUUAAGGUUAAAAACUGCAUUACAGACAUUGAUCCUGAGAGGGAAAAAGAGGAAAAAGAAAAGGCUGAAAGUCAGACUAUCAGGGCUAAUGUACUUCUUAACCGUAAGCGUGAAAAGGUGAAUCGGAAAUAUACUCCAACUGAGAGGAGACGUCAACUUUCUCCUGGGUUUUUAGAGGAUGCUUUGGAUGAGGAUGACGAAGCAGAUUAUUAUGAUUCUCGUCGUUCACAGCGGCACUUUGAGGAGGAUUUGGAAGCAGAAGUCCGAGCAGAGAAACGAAUUAUGAAUGCUAAGAAGGGACCAAAGGACAUCCCUCGUAAGUCAUCCUUUCCACCUGCCAAAUCCUCCAGACACCCAGUGGGUUACCCUGAUGAUGAGAGAGAGGAGUCUGAGUAUGAAACCGAUGACGAGGAGGAAGAAAGGCCUCUUUCACGUAAGAGGGAUGAGGAUACUGAGCCAGAGUAUGAGGACGAGGAAGAGAAUGACUAUGAAGAAACGACACAAGCUAAUGAGGCUUCGGAUGAGGAUGAAGAAGAGGAACCAAAGCAAAAGGGUAAGGAUUUAAAACGUAAUGUCAAAGGGAAGAGACUUGAAUCUGAUGAAGACUCUCCUUCUCCUCCAAGGAAACCAACAGCCCAUCGGCGAAUGGCAGUUGUGUAUGACAGUGAUGACGAAUGAAUUUUGGAUCUUGCAAUUGGAAUUGAUAAGAACAAUGCUCUCCGGUGCAUCAAAAGUUGAGAUGUCUCAUUUGUCUUUCUCCUCCUCUAUUUUCCCUGCUUAUACAAACUUCAAAUUUAAGGUUUAAUCCUUGCACAUAUCGAAGAGCCAGGCGAAGUAUUUCGUCCUAGGUCUCUUGUUGUUCACUGUAUUGCUAAUGUUAAUUAGAAUAACAGCGUACAUAUUUUUGUUGUCUGUUUUUUUUCCCAGAAGUUUUACUCCAAGGGUUGGUAAGGUGGAACCAAUGCUAGAGCUGGGGAAUUUUUCAGUUCUCCCCUUGCAAUAAUUUACAAUAAAUUAUACCAUUACUUUGCAACAUUAUAUGGUAACAUCUAGUUUGUUUUAUAGACUAAAAGAAUUGGUUUGAAGAA
Molecule: messenger RNA, 2404 nt
Organism: Cicer arietinum (chickpea)
Lineage: Eukaryota; Viridiplantae; Streptophyta; Magnoliopsida; Fabales; Fabaceae
Product: protein LEO1 homolog
Biological process (GO): positive regulation of transcription elongation by RNA polymerase II; transcription elongation by RNA polymerase II
Cellular component (GO): nucleus; Cdc73/Paf1 complex
Molecular function (GO): RNA polymerase II C-terminal domain phosphoserine binding
Source: RefSeq, a predicted model, not a curated record